UAUGUCUACUUGAAGCAGCUUGUUUGACAAUUCUCUCUUAAUCUAAGCCUCGUCCGUACUACUACUAAUCUCUGACAAACUGCUCUAACAUGGCUGAAUGUGGAAUCUGCUUGGAGGAUAUCAAGAAGCCUGUCUGCAUUCCAUGUGGACACGUUCACUGUGAAAAGUGCCUACGCGCCCAUAUAAAUUCCGGAAAUGAUGCUUUGAAAUCUUCAUGCCCAUCGUGUCGAAGCGUAUUUCAUAUUGCAAUGCCUGAUCUAUCUUUUGUUCCCAAAAAAUACCACGACUUCAUGGCUCCCAGCGUGCGCAAGUUAUACUUAGACAUUACUUCUCCUGCUCCGUUGAUUGCGGAAAUCGAGCAACUCAAAACACGCGUCGCUGCGUUGAGUAGGGAUCGAGAUGCUCUAAUGGAGAGAUGUGAGGCACACAUGGCAGCCUCUCGCCAGUAUGCUGCAAAUGAGAAAGAUGCUCGCUUGGAAGCCCAGGCUGCUCGGGACGCCACCAACCGGCUGCGGAUGAAGUAUGAUGCUUUGGAGGCAGAAUUCCUGGACCAUUCAACCCUGUCCCAAGCAUCUCCCGAUGGCCGAAAACGCAAGGGCAGGGAAAGCGUCGAAAGCUCGCGUCUUUCCUUCCAUGAAGCACAACAUCCUUCCUUUGUCUUCAAGUCAGACGUGAAGCUUGAAGAGCUCCCCGAUGAGAUUGAUUUUGUGCCUUCACGCCUUAAGCGUGCACUUCCAAGGUCAAGUGUGGCUUCAUCCUCGCAGCUCGAACAACCUCACGAUCCGCCUCCGCGGUUUAUAAAGCGUCAGCGGCGCGCAAGACAUUCAGACAUGGGCCCGGGAUCGCACACUCAGAUGCCUGAACCGUGCGAAGGUUGUGAGGCGUGUCACGACCUCUACAGUCACUAAUAUCACCCAGACAGGACGACAUAUAUCCUCUUACUUCUCUGUCCACAGUAGAUGCUGGUGCACAUGUAUUGAUAUCUUUUUUGCAAUUAUAAUAUUUGCUGAUUGGGCUAUCCCACACAUCACACUUA
Molecule: messenger RNA, 1036 nt
Organism: Suillus clintonianus
Lineage: Eukaryota; Fungi; Basidiomycota; Agaricomycetes; Boletales; Suillaceae
Exons: 4
Coding region: 90-908 (272 amino acids)
Source: RefSeq, a predicted model, not a curated record